Camellia sinensis is the source of this 890-nucleotide messenger RNA. The record is from RefSeq and is a predicted model, not a curated record. NCBI's taxonomy places the organism in Eukaryota, Viridiplantae, Streptophyta, Magnoliopsida, Ericales, Theaceae.
CCUCAUCCUCCAAUUCUCUGAGCCAACAAUCUUUAGAGACUUCACUCAUUUGAAAAGAGAGAGAGAGAGAGAGAGAAGAGAGAAAGAAGGGGAAGAUGUCGAAGGAAGCCAGCGAAGAUGCGCGAACCCAUCACCAUGGGAAGGACUAUGUGGACCCGCCACCAGCCUCUCUCAUGGACAUGGGUGAGCUCAAGCGUUGGUCUUUUUAUCGAGCCUUAAUUGUUGAAUUUGUAGCCACCCUUCUCUUUCUCUAUGUCACCAUCGCCACGGUCAUCGGUCACAAAAAGCAAGAACUUUGUGACGGGGUUGGCUUGCUCGGCAUCGCCUGGUCCUUCGGUGGCAUGAUCUUCGUACUCGUUUACUGCACAGCCGGCAUCUCUGGGGGUCACAUAAACCCGGCGGUGACAUUUGGAAUGUUAAUCGCAAGGAAGGUGACGUUGCUGAGAGCGGCGGCGUACAUGGCGGCGCAGUGCUCGGGAGCCAUAUGCGGAGUAGGGUUGGUGAAGGCAUUCAUGAAGCCUUACUACAACAGGCUUGGAGGUGGAGCCAAUUCGGUGGAGGCUGGCUACUCCAAGGGCUCAGCCUUGGGUGCAGAGAUCAUUGGUACUUUCGUACUAGUCUACACAGUCUUUUCCGCCACCGAUCCGAAGAGAAAAGCUCGUGAUUCCCACGUCCCCGUGUUGGCACCAUUGCCAAUUGGAUUCGCAGUGUUUAUGGUGCACUUGGCUACCAUUCCCAUCACUGGCACUGGCAUCAACCCUGCCAGGAGUUUUGGUCCUGCUGUCAUUUUUAACAACGACAAAAUCUGGGAUGAUCAGGUACCUUCAGUUAUUUUAUUUUAUUUAAAAAAAAAUUUGUGUAUUUUUUACUUUUAAUUUCACUUUUAUCCA